Candidula unifasciata is the source of this 1524-nucleotide messenger RNA. NCBI's taxonomy places the organism in Eukaryota, Metazoa, Mollusca, Gastropoda, Stylommatophora, Geomitridae. The record is from the annotation of a GenBank genome assembly.
AUGGUUGCAGAAAUCUGCAGUGCCAACGAAACUAUCAUCCAAGGUAGAACAUUAUUUGCACUGAUGGACUCACGUGGUCAACAUAAACCAGUCGCAGGAAGUGUAUGUACAUGUAUAGCAGAAACCGUCAAGUGGCCAACAGCUAACACAAUCACCGUGUUUAUGGUUGACGUUCGUUUGAAUAGCCUGGCUUCUACGGAAUGUUCUAACGUGUCUCUUUCAGUCAGAUCUGGAAGCAACGAUAAGCCGAUACAUUGCCAAGCCACGACUGACCCACGUACAAACCUGCCCUUUGUGACCGUUCUCAACAACAGUAACGUGGCCAACUUGACCCUGGAGAUCCAUCGUCUGUUGCCCGAGUUCGUCUGGUUGGGAUUUGAAGCAAACGUGAACGAGGAUAUACAGCUGACUUGCAAACUUCAAGGUCUGUUGCCAUCGCCAACAGAUGGCAGCACUCUGCAGGACCUGGACGCCAUCUUUGACAGCAACGCUCCUGACUCACGCUUGCCAGCUCUCGUUGGAGGUAUCUUAGCGGGUGUUAUACUAGUCACAGCUGUGGUGGUUAUCGUCAUCGUGUGGAUUGUACGAAAAAGAAAGCGCUCUACGCCAAAUACUAACACCGAGGAGUCGCUGCCUGAAUACGACAUCACAUACUACACUACAACAGAUGAAGCUGUGAGAAAUUUCCAGAAUGCUCCAGAAAGACAAGGUUUAAAAGAUGAACACGACUCAUUUCCGGAGUUGUACGUUUCUGCCGAGGAGGUAAUUGCAAAUAAACGUAAAUCUAAUCCUGUUCAGAAGACAGUUGUACCCGCCAUUGGUUACUCAGUUACAGCAGAAGAUGAUUACGUCACUAAUUUUGAGGAAGGAAAAUUGUCAGGGAGUCAUGUUAUUGGAGCCAACGUCAAAAGCACCAACCAUCAUAACCAAAGUAUCAAUGACAGCUACUACGACAGACUAAAUCGUCCAAUAAAAAAUUCCAUUGACACUAACUUCGACAGCUAUGACCAGCUUGUACCAGAAAGACGGGGUCCAAAAAUUCGUUCUGCUACUUCCAGUAUGAGCAAUCAAGUCUCCAAGAAGAAGCGUGGCCCCGAGAACAGCCGCAUUGACUCAAAUUACUGGGUCGUAAAUGAUGGGUACGAUGAUACUAGUGAUCCUGCACUUCCAGAAAGGUACAGAAGCGACGUGCAAGGUAAACUGCAAGAUUACUUCGUGCUGCAGAAACAUCCCAGUACACGUCACACAAAUGAUACUUAUUUGAGCAAGGAUGACCUGCCAACUCAAAGGCAUGAAGCGACUUUGCAUAGUCCACUGAAUGAUGACAGUGACGAUAUUUAUAACGAUGCCGAAAGCGAAGCUGGUAUAGUUUUUCAGGCCAGCUCUAGAAUGAACGCAGCUAACAAAACCGGGGUUGAAGAGGACGUCGCCGCUGGAAAGAAUGGAAUCAGUCGAGCUGAUGAGAGGCAGUCGCCCGUAGCAGCACCCAGAAGAAAAAGUCGAGUGAACAUUGUAGCGAAUUAG